ACAAAGAAAGUUGUCGCAGCGGUGUUAGCGGCUUAGUUUAAUGUGGCUGUUAUGUACAGUUCAAAAUAUGUCGAUAAACUAAAUGUACAUACGAUAGACGUUGUCAAACGCUUCGGUUGGAUGAAUUAAUUGAUGUAUUAAUUUUCCAGAGAGCAUUUUACCCUUUCUGCUCUGGGCUAACACACUACAGAGUUAAGCUAACAUUAGCCAAGCUGUCAAGUAGCCAGUCUACACAGCUCUACAGCACUUUCUUGCUAGCUAACUAGCUAGCAAUAGAUUUGAACGAGGACAACAAAGAAAACGUCGCAAAUACUGUGCCGUUUGUGAAUAUACUUUGUCUUAAAGUCGCAUUAUGAAGUGUAUAGCUCUAUUUUAAUAGUAAGCUACCAGUAGUUUGUCCGUUUUUAGAUUAUGUCAGUUAUAUUGAUUGUACUGUAACGUUAGCUAACUCACGUCCACUGACUCAAGCUAGACAACCAGGUGGCUAUUUAAUCAAGGAGUAACACUGAGGAUCCGAGAUCGUGUUAUCCAAUCAAACAUGGACAAGAAAUCAUUCGACAUCGUCUUAGACGAAAUCAGGAAGUGCGUGCUAACAGAUCAGCGGAUUAAGGCGAUAGAGCAGGUGCACGGGUACUUCUCCAGCGAGCAGGUGAUGGACAUGCUGAAGUACUUCUCCUGGGCAGAGCCUCAGAUCAAAGCUGUCAAAGCUCUUCAACAUAAAAUGGUUGCCAUCCCCACUACCAAAGUGGCCAACAUCCUCAACUGUUUUACCUUCUCUAAGGACCGACUGGUGGUUCUGGAGCUCAUCGCUCUGAACAUCUCUGAUGCCCAGAACUACCGUCCCGUAGAGGACCUGUUCCGUAUUCACCUGUCUGAGAAGAAACGAGCCCGUAGGAUCCUAGAGCAGGUGUGUAAGGUGGGCUGCAAGGCUCCAGUAGCCAUGAUCUCUUCAUGUGGGAUGAUCCCAGGGAACCCUUACCCUAAAGGCAAGCCCAGCCAGACCACUGGCACCUUCCCUGGAACUCCUGCAAAGAAGGAGGGAGAGGAGACCCCUGCCAACACAGAGGGGAAAGGCAUCGCAGCCCGCAUCAUUGGACCAUUCAAACCAUCUCCGUCGUCCUACAACCCUCAGCGGCCUGUGCCCUACCCCAUUCCCCCCUGCAGACCUCACGCCACCAUCGCACCGAGUAGGUACAACAACGCAGGGCUGGUAUCAGUGGGCGGGGUCAUAACGACCAGCGUUCCCCCCCCACCCUACAGCGCCAGCACCAAGCCCACAGGCUACGCCAGACCUGCCAAUCAGCAACAGCAUCCCGUCACAGGUGUCAACUCCACAGCCCUCCCAUCUCCCCUCGGCUCCCCCACAGUCCCUCCCGCGCCCUCCCCCUCUCACCCCACUCCCACCACCCCCAUCACCCCUGUUUUCCCUGGCAAGGUCCCCUCCCAGAACCCUCUAGCCCCCUCUCCCUCCCCCGCCCCCUCUCCCUCUGUCAUCAAAGGGGGUCCCCUCCCAUCCGGUUCCCCCCAUCUGCCCCCCACCACCCCAUCCGUCAUUAAGGCCCACACCCCCUCAGCUACCCCCUGUGGCACCCCCGGUCCCCACCACCCAGGGGCGUUCCCCCCCUCUCCCUUCCAUGCCGGUGCCUCUCGGUCAGACACCCCUACCCCAAGGACCCCCCUCCCUGAGGGCACCUCCAUGGGCCUUCCUCAGUACAACCCCCAGACAGGCCCUGCCUUCCCUGGCUUGCCCUCAUACCAGACCACCUCGUCUGGGUCGGUGAUCCGCAGCUAUCCCUCCGCCUCGGCCCCCAGCCCCAAGCCCUCCCCGGCCCUUUCCGGCCAGGCCCAAGCGUCCUUCUACAGCGAGCAGCACCGCGGCCCACUGGCUAGAACAGGAGGAGGGACAGGCAGUGGCAGUAACAGCCCAGUCCCCUCUGCCUUUAAAGGCCCUUCCCGUGCGGGGACUCCCUCCCUCAGCUCUCUGGUGAUGCCUGGUGGAUCAGCGGCCUUAGCCCGCUCCCUGGGUCUGUCCCACCCCUCUGCUUCCCCUCAGGGAUCACUACCCAGCCCUGCUGCUAUGGCCAGCCUCCAGGCCCUCUCCUCCAGCCCAGCUCCCCCUCACUACCCCGGCCUCUCCCCCUUCCCCUCCUCCCUGUCCUCCUCUUCACCCUUCCCUCCCUCCUCCUCCCUGUCCUCCAUGACCUCCACCUCCCACCCCCAGACCUCCAUGGCCUACCCAGGCCUGUCUCACAGCGUAGCCUCAAGCGGAGCCUCUCCCUUUGGGAUGGGUCUGACCACCACCCCAUCCAUCUUCCCGGGGCUGGUUCCAGGGCCCAGUCCGGGGGGGUUCCCAGGAUUUGGAGGUUCAGGAGGACCGGGGGCGGGGAGCCCCGUCCUGUCGUCCUUCAUGGGUGCCGGGGUGUCCGUAGCAACCGUAGCCCCUCUCCAUUCGGCGGCGGCCGUGGCAGCAGGAGUUCCGUCCUCCUCUCCCGUUCUGCCUGGCUUUGCCUCUGCCUUCAGCUCCAACUUCCAGCCUGGGCUGUCUAGUGGCCUCCAGCCUCCAGGUGGCGCUGCGUUUCCUGGACUAUUGUCUUUCCCCGGCAUGCCAGGCUUCUCCCCCUCCCCCAGCCAACUACACAACCCUGCCAUGCAGUCAGCCCUGCUACAGGCCCACUCUGCGUCUGUAUUGGAGGGUUAUACCACCUACCCCCCUGGACCUGGUAACCCGUUCCAGCCUGGCUUACACCCAUCCCAGCUGGGCUGGCAGUGACCGGAACAUUCUCUCUCUCUCUCGCUCUCUCACUUACUCACAAAAUACACACACACACACAAGCAUGCAAAACACAUGCGCACACACCCGCUCUCGCACUCAGUCGGUGUGGACUUGGGGUUAACUUGUAUCCCUGUACUCACUACAACUUGCCAAGACUGUUGAUCGAGAAAAGAGACUUCUUUUGUUUCAACUUUCACACUCCGUCAAUAUGAACUGAAAUAAGAGGAAGUAGAGAAAGCCUUCUAAGAGAAGUAGAGAAAGAGGAAGUAGAAAGCCUUCUAAGAGAAGUAGAGAAAGAGGAAGUAGAAAGCCUUCUAAGAGAAGUAGAGAAAGAGGAACCAAUUUGUAAGUCGCUCUGGAUAAGAGCGUCUGCUAAAUGACUUAAAUGUAAAUGUAAAUGAAGUAGAACGCCUUCUAAGAUUUGAGGACCAAUUACACAACAGACAAAGAAUUGAAUUGAAAAGGGUUUAUUGAAAGCUUUGUUGUCACUGUAAACAGGGUGGACAAUGAUUUACCCCUUCCAGAGGAUCGUGACUGAGACAAACUUCCUCACAGAGAGAGGAAAGGUCUAUUUUAGCUUCAUCUCUCUUUCUGUCAAGACGACGUCUGACUAGAUCUAUCUGAUGUUCUAUCUGUCUGAUGUGCUAUCUGUCUCACUGUAGAUCUAUCUGACUGUAGAUCUAUCUGAUGUUCUAUCUGUCUGACUGUAGAUCUAUCUGAUGUUCUAUCUGUCUGACUGUAGAUCUAUCUGAUGUUCUAUCUGUCUGACUGUAGAUCUAUCUGAUUUUCUGUCUGUCUGACUGUAGAUCUAUCUGAUGUUCUACCUGUCUGACUGUAGAUCUAUUUGACUGUAGAUCUAUCUGAUGUUCUAUCUGUCUGACUGUAGAUCUAUUUGACUGUAGAUCUAUCUGAUGUUCUAUCUGUCUGACUGUAGAUCUAUCUGAUGUUCUAUCUGUCUGACUGUAGAUCUAUUUGACUGUAGAUCUAUCUGAUGUUCUAUCUGUCUGACUCUAGAUCUAUUUGACUGUAGAUCUAUCUGAUGUUCUAUCUGUCUGACUGUAGAUCUAUCUGAUGUUCUAUCUGUCUGACUGUAGAUCUAUCUGAUUUUCUGUCUGUCUGACUGUAGAUCUAUCUGAUGUUCUAUCUGUCUGACUGUAGAUCUAUUUGACUGUAGAUCUAUCUGAUGUUCUAUCUGUCUGACUGUAGAUCUAUCUGAUGUUCUAUUUGUCUGACUGUAGAUCUAUUUGACUGUAGAUCUAUCUGAUGUUCUAUCUGUCUGACUGUAGAUCUAUCUGAUGUUCUAUCUGUCUGACUGUAGAUCUAUCUGAUGUUCUAUCUGUCUGACUGUAGAUCUAUUUGACUGUACAUCUAUCUGAUGUUCUAUCUGUCUGACUGUAGAUCUAUCUGAUGUUCUACCUGUCUGACUGUAUAUCUAUUUGACUGUACAUCUAUCUGAUGUUCUAUCUGUCUGACUGGAGAUCUAUUUGACUGUAGAUCUAUCUGAUGUUCUAUCUGUCUGACUGUAGAUCUAUUUGAUGUUCUAUCUGUCUGACUGGAGAUCUAUUUGACUGUAGAUCUAUCUGAUGUUCUAUCUGUCUGACUGUAGAUCUAUCUGAUGUUCUAUCUGUCUGACUGUAGAUCUAUCUGAUGUUCUAUCUGUCUGACUGUAGAUUUAUUUGACUGUACAUCUAGCUGAUGUUAUAUCUGUCUGACUGUAGAUCUAUUUGACUGUAGAUCUAUCUGAUGUUCUAUCUGUCUGAUGUUCUAUCUGUCUGACUGUAGAUCUAUCUGAUGUUCUAUCUGUCUGACUGUAGAUCUAUCUGAUGUUCUAUCUGUCUGACUGUAGAUCUAUCUGAUGUUCUAUCUGUCUGACUGUAGAUCUAUCUGAUGUUCUAUCUAUCUGAUGUUCUAUCUAUCUGAUGUUCUAUCUAUCUGACUGUAGAUCUAUCUGAUGUUCUAUCUGUCUGAUGUUCUAUCUGUCUGACUGUAGAUCUAUCUGACUGUAGAUCUAUCUGAUGUUCUAUCUAUCUGACUGUAGAUCUAUUUGACUGUAGAUCUAUCUGAGGUUCUAUCUGUCUGACUGUAGAUCUAUCUGAUGUUCUACCUGUCUGACUGUAGAUCUAUUUGACUGUACAUCUAUCUGAUGUUAUAUCUGUCUGACUGUAGAUCUAUUUGACUGUAGAUCUAUCUGAUGUUCUAUCUGUCUGACUGUAGAUCUAUCUGAUGUUCUAUCUGUCUGACUGUAGAUCUAUUUGACUGUAGAUCUAUCUGAUGCUCUAUCUGUGUCAUUGUAAACAGAGUGACAAUGGUUUAUGAUUUUAUAACUGGUGCUGUGUUUCAAAUAGUACCCUAUUCCCUAUAUAGUCCACUAUUCCCUAUAUAGUCCACUAUUCCCUAUAUAGUCUACUAUUAUUAUAUAGUCCACUAUUCCCUAUAUAGUCCACUAUUAUUAUAUAGUCCACUAUUCCCUAUAUAGUCCACUAUUAUAUAGUACCCUAUUAUUAUAUAGUCCACUAUUAUUAUAUAGUCCACUAUUCCCUAUAUAGUCCACUAUAUAGGGACUAGGGUGCCGUUAGUCUGGGUAUUGUAUUUAACAAUGGCUACUCCAGUCAUGCUGACUCAUCAGGACUAUACUAGAUGUUAAACGCUUCAUGUGAUGAACAUUAUGCAUUGUGUUUAGAUGACCAGGAUACCAGGUGAAGCAUUGUGUUUAGAUGACCAGGAUACCAGGUGAAACAUUGUGUUUAGAUAAACAGGAUACCAGGUGAAACAUUGUGUUUAGAUGACCAGGAUACCAGGUGAAACAUUGUGUUUAGAUGACCAGGAUACCAGGUGAAACAUUGUGUUUAGAUGACCAGGAUACCAGGUGAAACGUUAUGUUUAGAUGACCAGGAUACCAGGUGAAACAUUGUUUAGAUGACCAGGAUACCAGGUGAAACAUUAUGAUGGCCAGGAUACCAGGUGAAACGUUAUGUUUAGAUGACCAGGAUACCAGGUGAAACGUUAUGAUGGCCAGGAUACCAGGUGAAACAUUGUGUUUAGAUGACCAGGAUACCAGGUGAAACAUUGUGUUUAGAUGACCAGGAUACCAGGUGAAACAUUGUUUAGAUGACCAGGAUACCAGGUGAAACGUUAUGUUUAGAUGACCAGGAUACCAGGUGAAACAUUGUUUAGAUGACCAGGAUACCAGGUGAAACAUUGUGUUUAGAUGACCAGGAUACCAGGUGAAACAUUGUUUAGAUGACCAGGAUACCAGGUGAAACAUUAUGAUGGCCAGGAUACCAGGUGAAACGUUAUGUUUAGAUGACCAGGAUACCAGGUGAAACAUUGUGUUUAGAUGACCAGGAUACCAGGUGAAACAUUGUGUUUAGAUGACCAGGAUACCAGGUGAAACGUUAUGAUGGCCAGGAUACCAGGUGAAACAUUAUGUUUAGAUGACCAGGAUACCAGGUGAAACAUUAUGUUUAGAUGACCAGGAUACCAGGUGAAACAAUGUGUUUAGAUGACCAGGAUACCAGGUGAAACAUUGUGUUUAGAUGACCAGGAUACCAGGUGAAACAUUGUGUUUAGAUGACCAGGAUACCAGGUGAAACAUUGUGUUUAGAUGACCAGGAUACCAGGUGAAACAUUGUGUUUAGAUGACCAGGAUACCAGGUGAAACAUUUCCUUGAAGACUCAAACUGAAUUCUCCCUCUUGCUCUAUGUGCUCAACAUACUUCAGUCUGAGACUGUCAUCAUUGAAGUAGUUUGUGCUGACAAAAUGUAAUCAAGCUACUUGGAUUGUUUUUUUUUAACCAAUCAGAGUAUCAAAGCCAAUGACACGUUUUCAAAACGCCACUUUACCCGCGUGUGUUCUGGCGCCGGUCCAUCGGUUUCUGGACCUAUCAGUACAAUUAGAGUGUUUUUCCAUUCUAGAACUUGUCGGAGAGGGAGUCAGACCCAGACGAUGAGUCUGAGUAGCCAGACAACUAAAGCAUACGUGUUCCAUAUGGAUUAAUACCGGUAUACACACACACACACUCUCUCACUGGACAGUUUAUUAGGUACGCCCAUCUAGUACUGGGUCAGACCUCCCCGCCCCCACUUUGCAUCCAGAACAUCCUGAAUUCUCCGGGGCGUUCUACAAGGUGUCGGAGACGUUCCACAGGGAUGUCGGGGGCAUUCUGACAUGAUGGCAUCACGCUGUUGCUGCGGAUGGGACGGCGACACAUUCAGGCUGCGAACAAGCCUAUUCCAUCUCAUCCUACAGAUGCUCCGUUGGGUUCAAUCAAGUUUAUUUUAUUUUUAUAAAUCAAAUGAAAUCACAGUUAUUUAUAUAGCCCUUCGUACAUCAGCUAAUAUCUCGAAGUGCUGUACAGAAACCCAGCCUAAAACCCCAAACAGCUAGAAUGCAGUUGAAGAAGCACGGUGGCUAGGAAAAACUCCCUAGAAAGGCCAAAACCUAGGAAGAAACCUAGAGAGGAACCAGGCUAUGAGGGGUGGCCAGUCCUCUUCUGGCUGUGCCGGGUGGAGAUUAUGUACAUCUAUCUGAUGUUAUAUCUGGGUUGAGGUCUAGUUCUGCACACCACGGUUGUACUGCGUCGUUAUUUACCCGUUAUGUGGACCGCUUGUUCGCUUGCACGAUUCUUGUCCUCGGACGAGCUGUUUUCACCCACAGGACUGCCGCUGACUGGGUAUUUGUCGAGACGUUUUUCGGGGGAAAAACCCUGGACACUGUCGUGCAUGAAAAGCCCGGUAAAGCGGACGGCCCGACGAUCAUACCACGCUCAAAGGGUCGCUUAGGUUAAUCGUUUUCUGUCCAUUCUAACGUUCAAUCGAACAGUAACUUGAAUGCCUGUCUGCCUGCUUUUAUACAGCACACCACGGUCACGUGACUCAGGAAGGAGCGAACCGUCUUUGUGAACGUCGGUGGUGGACCUAAUAAACGUUCCAGUCAGUGUUUACCUCAUCCCAUUAGUGAGUGCAGGACACAAAUGUUAUUUAUGUGUGUAUUAUACUCAGGCUAUUCGGUUGACCAGGCUGUGCUGUAAGGUCAAAGGUUGACGUGUGCGGACCAUGCUCAGUGAUGAAGUUUCCCCUAGGUACAGAUCUAGGAUCAGUUUCCCCUAGCUACAGAUCUAGGAUCAGUUUCCCCUAGCUACAGAUCUAGGAUCAGUUUCCUCUAGGUACAGAUCUAGGAUCAGUUUCCCCUGGGUACAGAUCUAGGAUCAGUUUCCCCUAGGUACAGAUAUAGGAUCAGUUUCCCCUAGCUACAGAUCUAGUAUCAGUUUCCCCUGGGUACAGAUCUAGUAUCAGUUUCCCCUGGGUACAGAUCUAGGAUCAGUUUCCCCCGGGUACAGAUCUAGGAUCAGUUUCCCCUGGGUACAGAUCUAGGAUCAGCUUCCCCUGGGUACAUAUCUAGGAUCAGUUUCCUCUAGGUACAGAUCUAGGAUCAGCUUUCCCUGGGUACAGAUCUAGGAUCAGUUUCCCCUGGGUACAGAUCUAGGAUCAGCUUCCCCUGGGUACAGAUCUAGGAUCAGCUUCCCCUGGGUACAGAUCUAGGAUCAGCUUCCCCUGGGUACAGAUCUAGGAUCAGCUUCCCCUGGGUACAUAUCUAGGAUCAGUUUCCUCUAGGUACAGAUCUAGGAUCAGUUUCCCCUGGGUACAGAUCUAGGAUCAGUUUCCCCUGGGUACAGAUCUAGGAUCAGCUUCCCCUGGGUACAUAUCUAGGAUCAGUUUCCUCUAGGUACAGAUCUAGGAUCAGCUUCCCCUGGGUACAGAUCUAGGAUCAGUUUCCCCUGGGUACAGAUCUAGGAUCAGCUUCCCCUGGGUACAGAUCUAGGAUCAGCUUCCCCUGGGUACAGAUCUAGGAUCAGCUUCCCCUGGGUACAGAUCUAGGAUCAGUUUCCUCUAGGUACAGAUCUAGGAUCAGUUUCCUCUAGGUACAGAUCUAGGAUCAGUUUCCCCUGGGUACAGAUCUAGGAUCAGUUUCCCCUGGGUACAUAUCUAGGAUCAGUUUCCUCUAGGUACAGAUCUAGGAUCAGCUUCCCCUGGGUACAGAUCUAGGAUCAGUUUCCCCUGGGUACAGAUCUAGGAUCAGCUUCCCCUGGGUACAGAUCUAGGAUCAGCUUCCCCUGGGUACAGAUCUAGGAUCAGCUUCCCCUGGGUACAGAUCUAGGAUCAGUUUCCUCUAGGUACAGAUCUAGGAUCAGUUUCCCCUGGGUACAGAUCUAGGAUCAGUUUCCCCUGGGUACAGAUCUAGGAUCAGCUUCCCCUGGGUACAGAUCUAGGAUCAGCUUCCCCUGGGUACAGAUCUAGGCAGGGGAAACUUCUCCCUGCUCUGUGAAGCUCCUGUGUUUUAACCCCUGUGAUGUCACAAAGGAGGGCGCUGUGAUUCUCUUGGCACUCUACUGUGUGUUUGUAGAUUUUAUUUUUAAGUAACUGAUGUUGAGCCAUUUGCUGGGAUUAUUUUAAAUUCAUUGUGAGACUAUUAGGGUACAUUUGAAAACGGUUUAGUUUGAUGUCACUGUGUGUGUGUGUGUGUGUGUGUGUGUGUGUGUGUACAGAGCCUUCAGAAAGUAUUCACACUCCUUGACUUUUUCCAAAUGUAGUUUUGUUACAGCCUGAAUUUAAAAUGGAUUAAAAGUAGAUUUUGUGCCACUGGCCUCUACACACACACACUACCCCAUCAUGUCAAAGUGGAGUUAUGUUUUUAGACAUUUUUACAAUCUAAUUAAAAAUGUAAAAUCUGAGAUGUCUUGAGUCACUAAGUAAUACACCUCUUUGUUAUGACAAGCCUAAAUAAGUUCAGGAGUAAAAAUGUGUUUAACAAGUCACAUAAUAAGUUGCAUGGACUCACUCUGUGUGUAAUAAUAGUGUUUAACAGGAUUUUUGACUACCUCAUCUCUGUACCCCACACAUACAAUUAUCUCCAAUGCCCCUCAGUCGAGCAGUGAAUUUCAAACACAGAUUCAACCACAGAGACCAGGGAGGUUUUCCAAUGCCUCGCAAAGAAGGGAACCUUUUGGUAGAUGGGUAGAAAUGAAAAAGCAGACAUUCAAUAUCCCUUUCAGCAUGGUGUUAUUAAUUACACUUUGGAUGGUGAAUCAAUACACCCAGUCACUACGAAGAUACAGGUGUCAUUCCUAACUCAGUUGCCGGAGAGGAAGGAAACAGCUCAGGGAUUUCAUCAUGAGGCCAAUGAUGACUUUAAAACAGUUACAGAGUUUAAUGGCUGUGAUGAGAGAACACUGAGGAUGGAUCAACAACAUUGUAGUUACUCCACAAUACUAACCUGAAUGACAGAGUGAAAAGAAGGAAGCCUGUACAGAAUAAAAAUAUUCCAAAACGUGUAUCCUGUUUGCAACAAGGCACUAAAGUAACACUGCCACCAUGGAAUGGAAUGGAGCUAAGCACAGACAAUAUUCUAGAGAAAAACCUGGUUCAGUCUGCUUUCCACCAAACACUGGGAGAUGAAUUCAUCUUUCAGCAGGACAAUAACCUAAAACACAAGGCCAAAUCUACACUGGAGUUGCUGACCAAGAAGAUAUUGAAUGUUCCUGAGUUACAGUUUUGACUUAAAUCGGCUUAAAUCUCUGGCGAGACUUAAAUGGUCGUCAAGCAAUUAUCAGCAACCAAUUUGACAGAGUUUGAAGAAUUUUUAAAAGUGUAAUGGGUAAAUGUUGUACAAUCCAGGUGUGCAAAGCUCUUAGAGACUCACCCAGAAAGAGACUCACAGCUCUUAGACUGACCCAGAACGAGACUCGCAGCUCUUAGAGACUGACCCAGAACGAGACUCGCAGCUCUUAGAGACUGACCCAGAAAGAGACUCGCAGCUCUUAGAGACUGACCCAGAAAGAGACUCGCAGCUCUUAGAGACUGACCCAGAAAGAGACUCACAGCUCUUAGAGACUGACCCAGAAAGAGACUCGCAGCUCUUAGAGACUGACCCCGAACGAGACUCACAGCUCUUAGAGACUGACCCCGAACGAGACUCACAGCUCUUAGAGACUGACCCAGAAAGAGACUCGCAGCUCUUAGAGACUGACCCAGAAAGAGACUCACAGCUCUUAGAGACUGACCCAGAAAGAGACUCACAGCUCUUAGAGACUGACCCAGAAAGACUCACAGCUCUUAGAGACUGACCCAGAAAGACUCACAGCUCUUAGAGACUGACCCAGAAAGAGACUCACAGCUCUUAGAGACUGACCCAGAAAGAGACUCACAGCUCUUAGAGACUUACCCAGAAAGACUCACAGCUGUAAUCACUGCCAAAGGUGACUCUAACAUGUAUUGAAUACUUAUGUAAAUGAGAUAUUUCUAUAUUCUAAAAUAAAUAUGCAAACAUUUCUAAAAACAUUUUUACUUUGUCAUUAUGAGGUAUUGUUUGUAGAUGGGUGAAAAUAUAUAUAUAUUUAAUCCUUUUUUUGAAUUGUGGCUGUUACACAACAAAAUGUGGACUAAAGUCAAGGGGUCUGAAUACUUUGUGAAAACACUAAUACCAGCGAGGUUAUAAUAGAUAGAGAGAGAAUGUCUGUCUGAGUUCGUACAUACUGAUUGAACUUGAAAUCCUGUUGCUAAGUGACACUUUUGUUUGUAAACAUUUUAUUCUAACGUGGACCGAUGGGCAGGAGACUUGGAACUGUCUCUAUGACAACAUGUAUUACGUUGUGUAAAUGUAACCGUAGAAACCUGUUGUGCUGAAGUUAGCCACUCCACACACACCUUCUGUAACUGACUGACCGUCGUGAACGAGAAUGGAAGCAGCAUUAGUGUGUAGAUUAUCUUUCUCUCUGCAGGUAGCCUAGUGGUUAGAGACAGGCAGCCUAGUGGUUAGAGACAGAUAGCCUAGUGGUUGGAGCAGGUAGCCUAGUGGUUAGAGACAGGUAGCCUAGUGGUUAGAGACAGGUAGCCUAGUGGUUCGAGCAGGCAGCCUAGUGGUUAGAGCAGGUAGCCUAGUGGUUAGAGCAGGUAGCCUAGUGGUUAGAGACAGGCAGCCUAGUGGUUAGAGACAGAUAGCCUAGUGGUUGGAGCAGGUAGCCUAGUGGUUAGAGACAGGUAGCCUAGUGGUUAGAGACAGGUAGCCUAGUGGUUAGAGACAGGUAGCCUAGUGGUUAGAGCAGGUAGCCUAGUGGUUAGAGCAGGUAGCCUAGUGGUUAGAGACAGGUAGCCUAGUGGUUAGAGCGUUGGACUAGUAACCGAAAGGUUGCUAGAUCGAAUCCCCGAGCUGACAAGGUAAAAAUCUGCCCCUGAACAAGACAGUUAACCCACUGUUCCUAGGGCGUCAUUGUAAAUAAGAAUUUGUUCUUAACUGACUUACCUAGUUAAAGGUUAAAUAAAAAAAUUGUUGGAAAAUGA
Messenger RNA from Salvelinus fontinalis (brook trout), 12109 nucleotides. RefSeq names its product proline and serine rich 1 (gene proser1). NCBI's taxonomy places the organism in Eukaryota, Metazoa, Chordata, Actinopteri, Salmoniformes, Salmonidae. The record is from RefSeq and is a predicted model, not a curated record. The transcript has 12 exons. The coding region runs from base 539 to 2770 and encodes 743 amino acids.